UUAUGAGAAAACUAGAGGGAUAUUUGUAUUUAUUGGUAGUGACUGUUGUAACCGCUGGAAGAUAUCACAGAGAGGGACGACAAUUAGGCGAUUGCUUUUAUAAUGGCCGCUACCAUGACGUCGGAGAUGGCUUUCCCGCGACUGAUGGUUGCAAUGGAUGUUUCUGCGCAGCACCCGGACAGGUUGGAUGUUCAUUGAUGGGUUGUCCUGAUCGUUGCACCCUGCCAAUAGAACCUGGAAAUUGUAAUGAUAUUCUUCUAAGAUGGGGAUACAACAGUUUGUUCAAUCAGUGUCAGCCGUUCAUCUAUACAGGCUGCGACGGAAACGACAACAAUUUUGAAACUUACGAGGAGUGUGCCGGCCGUUGUCCGAGCAGGACUUGGUGGAAAAAAUCCAGAAUUGGCUGAUUAAAGAAAUCUCUUUCACCUUGUUUAGUUUUAUUGAAGCUAAAAAAAAUCUUAAUAUUCAUAUCUGAUGUUUGGAUAAAAAUGAACCUUUUAUGAACCUUAAUAAACCUAAUAACGUUUAUCAUUGUUAUUAACGUCCCUUGACGUCCCACGUGUAUUUUCAUGACUUUUUAAAUCAAUUUUGUCCAUUACAGCAUGAAAAGUAUUUUUUAUUUUGUAAAAUGAAAAAAAAGUUAAAUGUUUAUGCUUAGGUAAAAAAAAAAAUAUUUUAAUACUUCUU
Molecule: messenger RNA, 687 nt
Organism: Saccostrea echinata
Lineage: Eukaryota; Metazoa; Mollusca; Bivalvia; Ostreida; Ostreidae
Product: kunitz-type serine protease inhibitor Bi-KTI-like
Exons: 5
Coding region: 3-407 (134 amino acids)
Molecular function (GO): serine-type endopeptidase inhibitor activity
Source: RefSeq, a predicted model, not a curated record